AUGUGCCAAGCUUGCAUCCUCAAGGCAUCUUUGCCCUGCCAGGUUUGCCGUCAUGCAGUCCAAGCUUCCUGGAGAAGCUCCUUCAAGUUCACGACAGGAUUCAAAUGCUGCCAAGCGCAUUCUCCCCCACAUUCUGGGGGCAAAGAGGCAACCAGUGGGCAGGAUCUUGCAAUACAAGUUUCUGCAGACGGCGUCCGCGUUCCAACCACAGGAUUUUCAGGUUUUCUCCUUGUCAAUUUGACUGAAGCGGAAGCUAAGUACUCAUCUGAGUAUCCAAAAGUGAUCAUUCAUCCGCUGGACACAACCAAGUUCCAGCUGGUCAUGAGCGAAGUCAAGACUUUCCACCUCAUGGCACUCACACGCACAGCGCGUGACUUGAUCGCCCUCACUAUCCGCUGCUUCCAUGCCAAGAAGUACAUGUCUACAUCAAACAUACUGCACACGCUGCUCCCAGUUCAAGCACCUGCUGCAGCAGGUGCCACACUUCCGAUCACAGAUGCGCGCUUGGAUGCGUGCAUUGUUCUGGAAACGCUGGCGAAGGAGAUGAUGGCUGCGUACGAAACAGCUGCUGACUGGCGUGAGACAAAGGCCAUGGACAGCGCAUUUGCCGCAAUGUCGUGGGAUGACUCUGCAGUGAAGGCGGCGCUGCCUGAGUACCUCAAGUCCUCCGGCGAGGAGCGAGCGAAGGUGGACUAUGCAUUCAAUGCCCUCAUCCCGCGGCCACCACAGAGCACGGAUGGCCGACAGGCAGUUAUGCACACGUGGAUCAAAGCGCGCUUAUUCUCAUACAACAAGGCCUUUCCUUUCAACUUCAGCCCAUACGCAGCCUGA
Messenger RNA from Symbiodinium pilosum, 831 nucleotides. NCBI's taxonomy places the organism in Eukaryota, Dinophyceae, Suessiales, Symbiodiniaceae. The record is from the annotation of a GenBank genome assembly.